Messenger RNA from Nestor notabilis (Kea), 2991 nucleotides. RefSeq names its product CLIP-associating protein 2-like. The annotation marks the transcript as partial. NCBI's taxonomy places the organism in Eukaryota, Metazoa, Chordata, Aves, Psittaciformes, Psittacidae. Gene Ontology annotation, molecular function: microtubule binding. Gene Ontology annotation, biological process: mitotic spindle assembly. The transcript is spliced from 24 exons. The record is from RefSeq and is a predicted model, not a curated record. Gene Ontology annotation, cellular component: cytoplasmic microtubule; spindle microtubule; mitotic spindle.
GGGCGCCUCCUGGCGGCCGGGCUGCCCCCGGGCUCCUACGCGUCCCUAGAGGAUACUUCUGACAAGAUGGAUGGAACAGCUUCUGAAGAUGGUCGUGUACGAACAAAGCUUUCGACACCUUCUGUUGGCAUUGGCAAUUCUAAAACAGAUUCAAGAGGACGGAGUAGAACCAAAGUGGUGUCACAGUCUCAGCGUUCUUCAUCGCCAGACAGCAAUGAAGCUGGCAGUAGAUCUGGGUCUCCUGGAAGAGUUCUGACAACAACUACACUUUCCACUGUGAACACAGGAGUUCAGAGGGUGUUAGUGAAUCCUGCAACUGCACAAAAACGGAGCAAAAUCCCACGGAGUCAGGGGUGCAGUAGAGAAGCAAGUCCUUCCAGAUUGUCAGUAGCACGAGGCAGCCGCAUUCCUCGCCCUAGUGUGAGUCAGGGGUGCAGUCGGGAGGCCAGCCGUGAAAGUAGCAGGGACACGAGCCCUGUCCGCUCUUUCCCACCCCUGGGUUCCAGCUUUGGAAUUAGUCAGUCGAGUCGGUUGUCAUCAUCAGUUAGUGCUAUGCGAGUUCUGAACACGGGUUCUGACGUGGAAGAGGCAGUAGCAGAUGCUUUGAAGAAGCCUGUGCGAAGAAGAUACGAGACCUAUGGGAUGUACUCAGAUGAUGAUGCCAACAGUGAUGCAUCAAGUGCCUGUUCAGAAAGGUCCUAUAGCUCUAGAAAUGGAAGCAUACCAACAUACAUGAGACAGACAGAAGAUGUGGCUGAAGUCCUAAAUCGCUGUGCCAGCUCCAACUGGUCAGAGAGAAAAGAAGGCCUUCUAGGCCUGCAAAACUUGUUAAAGAACCAGAGAACUUUAAGUCGUGUUGAGUUGAAAAGGUUGUGUGAAAUCUUCACAAGGAUGUUUGCUGAUCCUCACAGUAAGAGAGUGUUCAGUAUGUUCUUGGAGACGCUGGUGGACUUCAUCCAGGUCCAUAAAGAAGAUCUUCAGGACUGGUUGUUCGUGCUGCUAACACAGCUGUUGAAAAAGAUGGGUGCUGAUUUGCUUGGCUCUGUGCAAGCAAAAGUUCAGAAGGCACUCGAUGUCACAAGGGAAUCUUUUCCAAAUGACCUCCAGUUCAGUAUUUUGAUGAGAUUUACUGUUGACCAGACCCAAACACCUAGCCUGAAGACAGUGAAGCCAGCACUGCAGGACCAGCUUCGCUCUUUUUGGAGCUCAAAGGUCAAAGUUGCAAUCCUUAAAUACAUAGAGACUCUUGCACAACAGAUGGAUCCAGGAGAUUUUGUAAACUCAAGUGAAACUAGGUUAGCAGUGUCUCGAAUCAUCACCUGGACCACAGAACCUAAAAGCUCAGAUGUUAGGAAGGCUGCACAGUCAGUGCUGAUUUCUCUUUUUGAACUCAACACUCCAGAGUUUACAAUGCUGUUGGGUGCUUUACCAAAAACAUUUCAGGAUGGAGCCACAAAGCUUCUCCAUAAUCAUCUCCGGAAUACAGGCAACAGUGGUCAGGGAUCAAUGGGAAGUCCUUUAACAAGACCUACUCCACGCUCCCCAGCAAGUUGGUCAAGUCCUCUCACAUCCCCAACCAAUACAUCACAGAACACACUGUCACCAAGUGCAUUUGACUAUGACACUGAAAACAUGAAUUCUGAAGAUAUUUACAGCUCUCUCCGUGGAGUCACUGAAGCCAUUCAGAAUUUCAGCUUCCGUAGUCAGGAAGAUAUGAAUGAGCCUGUAAAAAGGGAUUCCAGAAAAGAUGAUGGUGACUCGAUUUGCAGUGCUUCGGGAAUAGCGGGAGGUGGUGUGAGUGACACCGGCCGAACAGCCCUGGAUAACAAAACCUCCUUACUCAACACGAUGCCUCCCCACUCCUCCCCACGCUCACGAGAGUAUAACCCAUACAAUUAUUCGGAUGGUAUCAGUUCAUUUAAUAAAUCUGCUUUGAAAGAAGCCAUGUUUGAUGAUGAUGCAGAGCAGUUUCCUGAUGAGCCUCCUAUGGACCAUUCUGACCUGGUUGCAGAGUUACUUAAAGAGUUAUCAAACCACAAUGAGAGAGUUGAGGAAAGAAAGGCUGCCCUGUACGAGCUCAUGAAGUUAACUCAGGAAGAGUCUUUCGGUGUUUGGGAUGAGCACUUCAAAACAAUUCUGCUUCUGCUGCUUGAAACACUUGGAGAUAAGGAGCAUGCAAUUAGAGCUCUGGCAUUGAAAGUUUUAAGAGAAAUUCUAAGAAACCAGCCAGCAAGGUUUAAGAAUUAUGCAGAGCUCACCAUCAUGAAGACGUUAGAAGCACAUAAGGAUCCCCAUAAGGAGGUGGUGAGAUCUGCUGAAGAAGCUGCUUCCAUGCUGGCCACUUCCAUUAGCCCAGAUCAGUGCAUCAAAGUUCUUUGUCCGAUUAUCCAAACUGCAGAUUACCCCAUUAAUCUGGCUGCAAUCAAAAUGCAGACAAAAGUUACAGAAAGAGUAUCUAAAGAAACCCUUACUCAGCUUUUACCAGAGAUUGUGCCAGGUCUAAUACAGGGUUAUGAUAAUUCAGAGAGCAGCGUUCGUAAGGCAUGUGUUUUCUGCCUUGUAGCCAUUCAUGCGGUAAUUGGCGAUGAACUAAAACCACAUCUCAGUCAACUCACUGGCAGUAAAAUGAAAUUAUUGAACCUUUACAUCAAACGUGCACAAACAGGCUCUGGACCAGGGGAUGCCACUGCAGAUAUGGCUGGACAAAGCUAAUGAAGCUGACAAGACUCACCCAGGUCUCCUAAAGCAAGGGCACGGCCCUCUGCCAUGAAAGGAAAAUUCUUACAUACAACUUCUGGAACUUUUCUCUUGGGGUUUUUUUUUCUCUUUUUUUUUCUUUUUCUUUUUUUUUCUUUUUUUUUUUUUCUUUAACCAAUGGCUGCCCUCAGCCUGCAUGUGACUGUUGCAAUAGAAUUAUUCCAUUAUUCCCAAUCCAAGGAAAACCAGUAUUAACAUCAGUUGAUCAAAGCAGAAUAAAACCUAAAAUAAUCU